AACUGUGAGACAGAAAGCUUUUACUGUGACAGAAACAUCAAAUGCAUUGCUUACUAUUCUGUGCUUUUUGUGUAUAUGAUAAUGGUCCGAGAAUACCUUCUCGGAUAAUGUUUUUUGGCAUUAGUCGCUCUACAGAGUGUUGAUUUUUAGUGGGGUGUUUUUGGUUAGUUGUGGUUAGAGUUAGAAUAUUGAACACAAUAUUCUCAAUUAAUUGUCAUAUGACGGUGUAUAACAUUUAUAUAUUUGAUAAAACUGGAAUUUUGUUGUAUUAUCAAGAAUGGAACCGAUUGAAACAAUCAGGAAUGACAAUAGAAGAGGAGGGAAAACUCAUGUAUGGCAUGCUUUUCUCCAUUAAAUCUUUUGUCAGCAAGAUAUCACCCACAGAUAUCAAAGAAGGUUUUCUUUCUUAUAAAACUUCGAAGUACACAUUGCACUUUUUUGAAACGCCUUCUGGUCUCAAAUUUGUUAUGAACACAGACAUCCAUUCACAAGGAGUUCGAGAAAUACUUCAUCAGUUGUAUAGUCAAGUAAGUGAGAGAAUAUACUCAUGUAAUUUUUUAUCGUGUCAGUAUACUUGUAUAUGUAUUGGUUAUUUUUUCUAACAAAAAAAAUUAAGG
This is a messenger RNA of Leptinotarsa decemlineata (Colorado potato beetle), 617 nucleotides long. RefSeq names its product Blocked early in transport 5 (gene Bet5). Gene Ontology annotation, cellular component: TRAPP complex. The record is from RefSeq and is a predicted model, not a curated record. Gene Ontology annotation, biological process: endoplasmic reticulum to Golgi vesicle-mediated transport. Lineage: Eukaryota; Metazoa; Arthropoda; Insecta; Coleoptera; Chrysomelidae.